Molecule: messenger RNA, 2622 nt
Organism: Clupea harengus (Atlantic herring)
Lineage: Eukaryota; Metazoa; Chordata; Actinopteri; Clupeiformes; Clupeidae
Product: apolipoprotein A-IV-like
Exons: 4
Coding region: 1-798 (265 amino acids)
Biological process (GO): lipoprotein metabolic process; phospholipid efflux; cholesterol efflux
Cellular component (GO): chylomicron; very-low-density lipoprotein particle; extracellular vesicle
Molecular function (GO): phosphatidylcholine-sterol O-acyltransferase activator activity; phospholipid binding; cholesterol transfer activity
Source: RefSeq, a predicted model, not a curated record
AUGGCCAGAGGUGAAACAAGAGUCAUGAAGGUCUUUUUGGUUCUCACACUUGCUGUUUUCACUGUAGGCUGCCAUGCCAACAUUAUGUGGCAGGACCAGCCACUGCCCAAUAUGGACAUGGUGAAAGAUGCAUUCUGGGACUAUGUUGCCAAGGCAACAUUCACUGCUGAGGAUGCUUUACAGAAGAUCAAACAGUCUGAACUGGGCCAGGAAUUCAAUGCCAGGAUUGCUGAAAGUACUGGUGCCAUUGACCAGUACACUGUAGCUGUUCGUAGUCAGGUGACCCCUUUGACUCAGGAACUGCUGGCCAAGCUAUCCCAGGAGGCCGAGCAACUGAAAGCCCAUGUGGAGAAUGACCUGAGUGCCAUGAAAAGCCAAUUGGAGCCCUACGCCGAGGAGCUGAGGCUGGACCUCCAACAGCGGGUGGAGGGUCUGAAGAGGGAUGUGACCACCUACGCUGAGGCUCUGGACUCAGAGGCCCUGAAGGCCACGCUGCUGCAGAAGACUGAAGAGCUGAAGGUAAGCCUGGAGAAGAGCCUGACUGACCUGCAGUCCCAGCUGGGCCCCCACACAGAUCAGCUGAAACAGAGAGUGGACCAGCAUCUGCAGGACUUCCAGAAGAACAUCGCUCCCCUGGCCCACAGCUUCCAACUGCAGCUGGCUCAGAAACGCCAGGAGGUCCAGCAGAAUCUGGCUCCCUACGCAGAGGAGCUGAAGGGAAAACUGGAUCCCUUAGCUCAGGACCUGAAGACCCAGCUCACCACAUUGUGGGAUUCCUUCACCAAGAACCGCCAGUAAGAACAGUGUCGCAGAUCUGACCAUUGCCAGCGGAUGUUAAAUGUAUUCUAACCUAAGAGACUCACUGGCUCAACAUCAGCUGAACAUUAAAGACGAUCCCUAUCAGACCUCUGCCAACCAGAUGUUACUCUUGAUGAUCACUUCUUUGAGAUUGUUAUAUUUGAGAUGACAGUGACAGUGAAGAUGAUCGUAAUAGUUUCAAAAUAUAUUUAAACGGUAUGUGCGCCACAAGUAUUUUCACAGUUUGUACACUUUGCUUUUAUCUGGAUCCCCUGACCCUCCUCUAUCACGUCGUGGAACCUGAAGUCCCAGCUCACCAUACUGUGGGAUUCCUUCACCAAGAACCAACAGUAAGAACAGUAACCAUUUUCUGAUCAUUCUGAUCAUCUGACCAACAGUGGAGGUUGUGUUUAUUCUAAGAGACUCGAUGGCUCAGAAAAAUGGAACAUGACCAACUUUACCUCCCUGCCUCCAUUGCUCUCUCACUUACGCUUGAAAACUGUUUCGAACUAAUCAACUUAUCUCACUGUGUAAGGCUUUGAAAUGCUGUGGUUUCGAUGAAACUGAAGAGGUUUCCUGUUGAGGUUGAUGAUAGUUUAUUGAAAUAUAUUGUAUGAGUAUCUGUGCCAUAAACAUCAGUUCACUAUUCAUCUAUGAUAAAUGGUACUGUAACAGAGAGUAUUUAUUUUUAGUGUUGUUAUAUUGACAAUGUAAAUUUCAUUAAAUAAAGUUCUCCUGUCCCCGGCAAUCUGACUGUGGUAAAAUUCAUUCAUUUCACGGUCAGAAGUAUUUUUUUCACAUCACAAAACCAUGGGUCAUCAUUUUACUAUAAUAUCUUUGAUAUCUUUGCUUGUCAGGAGUAGCAGUGAGUUAAGCCAGGGAUUGCUGAGAGGUUUAAGAUAUAAGAUGACUGGAUGCAGGGUUUGUUGAGAGUCUUUAAUGACGGCACUGGCAGAAGAUGAUAAAUAUACCAAUCUUUUUUUUAUUUUUUAUAUAUAUAUAUAUUUUAUUAGUGUUCAGAAUUUCACAUAAACAUAUUUUAAUUUUUCAGAUUCUAUGUAUAUGGCAAAUAGUAUACUUAUUUUCUUACUAUUCAAGUAUAAAAAUGAGGAGAAAGAGAAGUAAAAGAAAAACAAACAAACAAACAAACAUACAAAUGAACGAACAAAAACAAUACCAUAGUAACAAAACUAUAAAUAAAGCAGGGAGAAAUAAUUUUCAAUAGAGUAAAGAAAUCCAGUCAGGCCAUUUAUAGUUGCACCACUUUUGCCAGUGCUCAAGAAAUGUUUCCAUUCUUUGGUUAACAUGAGCUGUAAUCUGCUCCAUUCUGUAGAUUUCUGUUACAAUGUCUCUCCAUGAUGUAAUUGUAGGACACUCUGGUAAUAACCAUGGUAAUUCUGGUAAUAGUCUUUUCACUGGCCACCAGCAUUACAUGUAUCAAGUGACUGGAGUUGGAUCUGAAAACCUGGAGCGGAAUCCAGGGAACCUGGACUUGAGUUGGAGAUGAGAACCUGGACAGGGUUCCAGGGAACAUGGACUGGAGUUGGAGCUGAAAACCUGGAGUGGUAUCCAGGGAACCUGGACUGGAGUUGGAGUUGAAAACCUGGAGCGGAAUCCAGGAAACCUGGAGUUGGAGCUGAAAACCUGGAGCUUAUCUGUCAGUAGGCUAACCUGGACGGUCAUCUCUCUCAUCUCGUGGCGGACUGUGUUGAAUUGUUCCUCCUGUUGGUCAACCUCUUCGGAUUUGUUUGCCUGGUUUGAUUGAUCUCCCGGAUUUGACCCUGCUUGCCUGCCCAUUGGAUACUGGAUACCCUGCCUGCCCCU